Messenger RNA from Pistacia vera, 2529 nucleotides. RefSeq names its product subtilisin-like protease SBT2.6. The record is from RefSeq and is a predicted model, not a curated record. Bases 36 to 2387 code for a protein of 783 amino acids. The transcript has 9 exons. Gene Ontology annotation, molecular function: serine-type endopeptidase activity. Gene Ontology annotation, biological process: proteolysis. NCBI's taxonomy places the organism in Eukaryota, Viridiplantae, Streptophyta, Magnoliopsida, Sapindales, Anacardiaceae.
UCUCGGACUAUCUAGCUUUAGAAGCCAAGGUCUUCAUGGUUUUAAUGGAUGAAGAACCUACAAUUUCUCUCCAAACUGAACAAUCUUAUCCAAGGAAUUCUAUUGAUGAUGUGGUGGUGUACAAAGAGAGGAUCAGUAAUGGACAUGACAUAUUAUUGGAGUCUCUCCUUCAUAGAGAUUCCUACACCAAACUCUACAGCUACACUCAUUUGAUCAGUGGAUUUGCAAUCCACGUUGAGUCUGAAGAGAUUCUCAACACUCUUCAAAAUGCAAAGGGAGUUAGUGCCAUCUAUGAAGAUGCAAAAAUGAAGAAGCUGACAACACAUACCCCUGAAUUCCUUGGAAUUCCUGCCCAAGUUUGGCCGACUUUAGGAGGAGCUGACAAUUCAGGCGAAGGGGUGGUAAUAGGCUUUAUUGAUACUGGCAUUAAUCCUGUACAUCCUAGUUUCUCUAGCAGGUCCUUUAGGGGCACUCUGAGUAGAGGUAAAUUCAAAGGGAUGUGUGCUGCUGGGGAGAGGUUCCCCAUGGCAGCAUGCAAUGGUAAGAUAGUUGGAGCACAUUAUUUUGCACAAGCAGCGAUUGCUCAUGGUGAUUUCAACUCUAGUCGUGACUAUGCAUCUCCCUUUGAUGCUGAUGGUCAUGGAAGCCACACAGCAUCAACAGCUGCAGGAAACCACCGAGUACCAGUAAUUGUUAAUGGCUUCAAUUAUGGAUAUGCAAGUGGCAUGGCUCCAGGAGCAAGGAUUGCUGUGUACAAAGCUCUUCAUACUUUUGGAGGCUAUAUGUCUGAUGUUGUGGCUGCUAUUGAUCAGGCAGUGGAAGAUGGAGUGGAUAUAAUAAGUCUCUCUAUAGGCCCAUCCACCAUCCCUUCUGGUCCUACUGCUUUUCUCAAUUUACUAGAAGUGGAGCUCUUGUUUGCUGUAAAAGCUGGAGUUUUUGUUGUCCAAGCUGCCGGAAAUGGUGGCCCUCAUUCCACUUCAAUGCUUUCUUUCAGCCCAUGGAUCACAAGCAUUGCUGCAUCUGUCACUGACCGGACGUACAUCAACGCAAUCCAGUUAGGCAAUGGAAAAAGCUUCUCUGGCUCUGGCCUUGCUCCUCCAACAGCAGGAAUAAUGCAUUAUCCUAUAGCAGCAGCUGCUGAUGCCUCUCUUAGGAGCACUACCAUUGGCAUUGCAUCACUUGAGAGCUGUCAGCAUCCAGAGCUCUUCAUUCCAUCCCUAGCCAGAGGAAAGCUAAUUAUCUGCACAUAUUCAUUUGAUUUUGAGUACGAAGCUGCAACUGUUACAACUGUUGCAGAUAACAUUAAGAAGAUAGGAGCUGCAGGAUUUAUCCUCAGAAUGGACCCCGAUGUAGGUUCUACGCCAGUUAAUGGUACUACAAUGACCCUACAAGUCCCUGGAAUUAUCCUAAACAACGUUCAGGCUUCAAUGGCUCUUUGGGAAUAUUACAACACCAAUACCAUAAGAAGCAGGAGUGGGCAAGCCGUCAUUUUUAAUGCAAGGGCAAGACUACUUGAUGGAAGGCAAGCGAUUUAUACUGACCAGGCACCAAUGGUGGCAUCCUACUCUUCCAGAGGUCCUGAUGUGGACAAUGCACUUUUGCAGACAGCUGAUGUCCUCAAACCCAACGUCAUGGCCCCAGGGUCUUCAAUUUGGGCCGCAUGGAGCCUCAAUAGUGAGGGUGAUCAACUUAUCAAAGGGCAGAAUUUUGCACUGCUUACUGGUACCAGCAUGGCUACCCCUCAUGUAGCUGGCAUUGCUGCUUUAAUCAAGCAUAAACACCCCAAGUGGAACCCUGCUGGUAUUACAUCGGCAAUGAUGUCAAGUGCUGAUGUAACUGAUCACUCUGGCUCUCCCAUCUUGGCACAAUCAACUGACGAGCUAGUUCAGGCCACGCCAUUUGAUUUUGGUGCUGGAUUUAUCAAUCCAGCUCGAGCUAUUGACCCAGGACUCAUAUUCAAUGCAUAUUUCCAAGAUUAUGUGCAAUUUCUUUGUGCUGUUCCAGGUGUUGAUGAUGAAUCUAUAAGACAAGCAGUAGGAAUUGGGUGCCCAACGACAAGAAAAUUAUGGUGCUCGGAUUUAAACACCGCAAGCAUAACUGUUUCAAAUCUUGUUGGGUCAAGGAAGGUGAUUCGACAGGUAACAAAUGUAGGUGGAAAAAAUGAAACUUACAGGGUGACUGUGAAGCAACCAUCAGGUGUGAAAGUUACUGUUAUGCCACAGGUUUUUAAGAUACAGGAAAAUGGUUCAAGGCGGCUAAAGAUUGUAUUAAAAGCCAUGGAAGCAACAAGAGCUUACUCAUUUGGAGAGAUGCUAUUGCAAGGAAGUAAUAAGCAUGCUAUUAGAGUUCCUAUAGCUGUUUAUGUGAGCACCUCUAUUGGAUUUUGAAUUUAUCAAUUUAGAACUUUAAAAUAUGUGAAACAUGUAUUUCCUCUUGAACCAAACAUUUCUGAAGAAAGUUGGAUAAAAAACUGUCGUCAAUCUAUUUACUAAUUCUCUCCAAUAGCAAAUCUUAUGUGAAUUUUUGAAC